Molecule: messenger RNA, 7728 nt
Organism: Oreochromis niloticus (Nile tilapia)
Lineage: Eukaryota; Metazoa; Chordata; Actinopteri; Cichliformes; Cichlidae
Product: 1-phosphatidylinositol 4,5-bisphosphate phosphodiesterase delta-3-A
Exons: 17
Coding region: 390-2750 (786 amino acids)
Biological process (GO): intracellular signal transduction; lipid metabolic process
Cellular component (GO): plasma membrane
Molecular function (GO): calcium ion binding; phosphatidylinositol-4,5-bisphosphate phospholipase C activity
Source: RefSeq, a predicted model, not a curated record
UUAAGUGCACCAUGGAAUAAGUCUUGUAUCUCUAAAGAAAGAUGAUAUGGGCUUGUUUAUAUGAUAUGGGCUUGUUUUGCAAGAGGUUUGCAAGAGGUUUGCUACCUCUUGCAAAACAAGGCAGUUGGCAGUUACGCUUGGCAGUUACGCUUGCCGAGAAACACCUAGCACCGCAGCAGGAAGAGGCUGAGGGCUGCGUUCAGGUGGACUUGAUGUACAAGGAUAAAACCAUGAGGAGCACUCUGCUCUGUGAUUUGUAUACACUGUCUUGACAGCCGAGCCAGUAGAUUGUCAACUUCCUACCUCGGUCACACACACACAACGCAGGAUACGGUUGCAGGGACGGAGGGAGGCACGGAGAGCUAAAUAAAUCGCAUCGUUUUUACAGUAUGUUGGGCAACAGAAAGAAAGCAAUCCCCCAGGUGAAGAACGGAGCCGGGACGUCCGAAUUAAAGGCCAUUGAUCCUCUGCGGAAUCUGGGAGUGCAAAAUGAUGAAGAUGUGAGGCAGAUGCUGCAGGGCUCUAGUAUGGUGAAGGUUCGCUCACCUCGCUGGCAGAAGCGACGGAUUCUGAAGUUGCUGGAAGAUGGUGUCACCGUUUGGUGUCAAUCAUACAAAACAUCCAGCCGGGCCAAGGAGCAACAAUCCUUCUCCAUCAUGGAAGUGGAGUGUGUGCACGAAGGUUGCCAGUCAGAGACAUUGCGGCAGAUGGCUGGCUCAGUACCUGAAAACCAGUGUUUAACAGUGGUCUUCAAAGGGCCUCGUAAAAGCCUGGAUCUCCUCUGCCAAAGCCAAGACGAAGCUCAGUGCUGGGCCCGUGGCAUCCGUACCCUGCAGGAGAGGAUGGACAACAUGACCCAGAAGGAGAAACUUGACCACUGGAUUCAUGCUUAUAUGAGUAGGGCUGACCGAAACCGUGACGACAAGAUGAGCUACGAAGAGGUUCAGAUGCUGCUGCAGAUGAUCAAUAUUGACUUGAACGACCAGUAUGCUCGCAGCCUCUUCCAGAAAUGUGACCAGUCAGGUGACCGUCGUCUCGAUCAUGAAGAGAUUGAAGUUUUCUGCAGGGAGUUGUUACGGAGGCCAGAACUGGACAUCAUAUUCAUUCGCUACUCUGCAAAUGGCUGUGUGCUUUCAGCUGUGGACCUGAGGGAUUUCCUAAAGGACCAGGGGGAGGAUGCCUCACUUGUUCAUGCCCAAAGCCUCAUACUCACCUAUGAACUUAAUGAGUGGGCCCAGAAGAACAGCUUUAUGACUCCCAAUGGUUUCACCAUGUACAUGUUGUCGAAGGAAAACUGUGUGUUUAACCCAGAACACGCUAGAGUUUACCAAGACAUGGCACACCCACUGUCGCACUACUUCAUCUCCUCGUCCCACAACACCUACCUCACUAAGGACCAGCUCACUGGGAACAGCAGCACAGAGCCUUACAUACGAGCUCUAAAACAUGGUUGUCGGUGUGUGGAGCUGGACUGUUGGGAUGGAGACAAAGGAGAACCAGUUAUCUAUCAUGGACACACACUUACUUCCAAAGUGCCCUUUGUUGAAGUAAUUGAGACUAUCAAUGAGUAUGCUUUUAAAUCCUCUCCCUACCCUCUAAUCCUGUCUUUGGAGAACCACUGCUCUCUGGAGCAGCAGAAAGUUAUGGCUAGAUAUCUGCACUCUAUUCUGGGAGACAAACUUCUAACAAAGCCUCUUGAAGGCCUGGAUUCCCACAAUUUGCCUUCUCCAGAGGCUCUUAAAGGUAAAGUCCUAGUGAAGGGGAAGAAGGAGAGGUUGGAGGAAUGCUCAUCCAGCUCUUCAGACCUCAGUUCCUCAGAUGAGGAGACCAGCCGCAUAGAAGGGAAACCCAGAAGGAAGGAGGAUAAAAAGGCAGGCGUCUCCAAGAUAACUCCGGAGCUAUCAGACCUGGUUGUGUACACUUGCAGCGUUCCCUUUAAAAGCUUCGAACAAGCUGCCAAAAGUCCAGCAACCAACAUGUCAUCUUUCUCCGAAAGUGAUGCACUCAGACAUAUUAAGGACUCGGGGGUGUAUUUUGUUCGUCACAACAGUCACCACUUGAGCAGGAUUUACCCCUCAGGCCAGCGCCUCCAUUCCUCCAACUAUAACCCUCAGGAGAUGUGGAAUGCAGGCUGUCAAAUUGUUGCUCUGAACUUCCAGACACCUGGUGAGCAGAUGGAUUUGAACCAAGGCAGGUUUCUGCAAAAUGGUGAGUGUGGGUACAUUCUGAAACCUGCCUUCUUGUGUCAGCCUGACAGUACUUUCAAUCCUGAGAAUGUGGGAGGAGGUCCUGGCCACAGACCUGUCAUGCUCACUGUUCGGGUCAUUUCAGCUCAGCAGCUGCCUAAACCAGAAUGGGAUAAGCCCAGCUCCAUUGUGGACCCCCAAGUGUGGGUGGAGAUCCAUGGCGCUCCUAUUGACAACAAUAAGAAGAAAACGCAUUAUGUUGAAAACAAUGGCUUUAAUCCACGGUGGGACUGCACCUUUAACUUUACCGUCCAUGUCCCUGACUUGGCUCUGAUCCGCUUUUUGGUGGAGGAUCAUGACUAUACUUCAAGAAAUGACUUCCUGGGACAAUUCACUCUCCCUCUCACCAGUGUCCGCACAGGUUAUCGUCAUGUCCGACUGCUCAAGAUGGAUGGAUCAAGCCUUUCACCUGCGUCACUCUUUAUACAUGUUAAGGUCACUCCCUGUCAGAAUUCCAAAUCUUCAGCAAAAUCACCAACCCACUUUCCAACCAAGAAUCCCUAAUCCCACUUCUGCCCUUCAGCCACAUGAUCAUUCCAUGGUAGUUAAUCAGAGAAAACUCAGUAGUUACAGCUUUCUCUCACAGAUGUUGCACCAGUAUCAUCAACUGAUUCAUUUUUUUAAGCAAUAGUAUUGUUUCAAAACUGUAUUUGAGAUUUGUUAAGAAGACAACAUUGUUAUGCAAUGCUAAAAGCCAAUUAGGUAAUACUAUGCAUACCAGUGACUUAUGAUACACUUAAGAUUUCAGAGCAGUCGAUUUAAGCAUCUGUUUUACCUGAAUAAUUGUAGUAAUGUCUUAUUUGUAGAAAGUUUCCCAAGUACUUUAAACUCUUAGAAGUAGGGUCGGGGUCAGAGCUGAGAACUAAGUACAAGUACUUUGUAUUAUAUACAUGCUAUUGUAGUUAAGUAGAAUUUUUAGCUCUGUUUUAGAUCUGUUUAUCUGUACGUUACUUGAGUAUUUAUUUUUCUGAGAACUUUUACUUUUGCUCCCUACAUCUUAACCGAAAUAUAUCUGUAUAUCUUUAUACAUAUUUUCUACUCCUUACAUUUUCAAAUGUUUGUUACUUUAAAUUUAAGACACUUGAGAGGAGUUAUUUCUUGACAUUUCACACUUUUAAACAUCAAAGUAACAGAUAACUGUUAGUGUAUCCAUCACAGGUUCUUAUAGCAUGUGAUGAAUUAAACAAAGGGAAAUCUAGCUAGUGCUACAGAAGAGGAUCAAGCAUAAAACAAGUAACAUCAGUGGCAGGCAAUUGGAAGUACAAAGUUUCAAACAGCUCAAUACAUACAUAUUGCCAAAAGUAUUCACUCACCCAUCUAAAUCAUUGAAUCCAGGUGUUCCAAUCACUUCCAUGGCCACAGGUGUAUAAAAUCAAGUGCCUAGGAAUGCAGUGAAAGAAUGGGUUACUCUCAGGAGUUCAGUUAAUUCCAGGAUGCCCUGUUAGGAUGCCCCCUGUGCAACAAGUCCAGUCAUGAAAUUUCCUUGCUACUAAAUAUUCCACAAUCAACUGUUAGUGGUAUUAUAACAAAGUAAAAGCGUCUGGGAAUGAGAACAACUCAGCCACAAAGUGGUAGGCCACAUAAAACCACAGAGCAGGGUCAGUGGAUGCUGAGGUGCAUACUGCACAGAGGUCACCAGGUUUCUGAGUCAAUUGCUCCAGAACCUCUAAACUUCAUCUGGCAUUCAGAUUAGCUUGAGAACAGUGUAUAGAGAGCAUAAUGGACUGUGUUUCCAUGGCUGAGCAGCUGCAACCAAGGAUUAUAUCAUCAAGUGCAAUGCACUUGGUGUAAAGCAUGAGACCACUAGACUCUAGAGCAGUGGAGAAGUUUUCUCUGGAGUGACAAAUCACAGUCCUUUGUCUGGCAAUCCAAUGGAUGAGUCUAGGUUUUGUGGUUGCCAGGAGAAUGGUACUUGUCUGACUGUACUGUGCCAAGUGUAAAGUUUGGACAGUUGGUAUUGUACGCAGUGUUGGGGAGUAACGGAAUACAUGUACUGGCGUUACGUAUUUAAAGUAACUGUAUUCCUUUACACUUACCAUUUAAAAAGGUGAUAUUCAGAAUACAGUUACUUUGUUGAAAUCUGGUUGUACGACACCAACUGACAGACAGUUGGUGUCGUACAACCAAGUUUUGAGAUCCCUUCCCAGACGCCUUAACACCCACUCACAUCCUGGGGGCUCCCAUAUUCCCGUACUCCCAUAGGGCUAAAAAUCUGGGACUCUCCACCAAUUGCUCUUAGAACUGUAGAGGCUUCUCGGAUGAGAGGUUAAACAUCUUCAAGGAAACUUAACAAAGUCCAAAUGCUUUUGUUUCCAAGCUCCUUAGACUACGAUGGCCUGGAUGACUGAGAACCUUCACAGACACAUUCACUGAAUUCCAAAUUUGUAUUUUUAUACUGCCAAUGGCCUGGAAAUCAGUCAUAAUAGUUUAUGCAACAUCAGCUUAAAUCUUGUUGAAUUCAGUUGGCUAAAUCCAAUAAGAGCAGUAGUACAGUUUAGGCUAACCACAGCCUAAACACAAAAUCUGCUCAAAUAUCAGGGUUCCCGCACCUGCUGAAUCCCACUUUAACACAUGAAUAUAUUGACCUUCAUGUUUAAAUAUGGAGACAAGGCAAAGCAGAUGUUCAACAUCCAUUAGAAUUAGAAUUAAACUUGAAAUAAAAUUUAUUUCCCCUCGGAUUAAUACUGUUUUGUUAUGUAUUAGUAUGUGUUACGUUCCCCUAAAAGGGUCAAGGCAAUGAGGGAAAGUAAAAAAAAGUGUCCGGGUCGGAAAAAGGAGACAAGGAGGCAAAAGGGUUAAAUUAAAGAGUUUUAUUAAAGUAGCUCAACCAAAAGAGACGGACAAGCCGCUAUCACCAUUUAAAGAAACAAAACAAAAGCCCAAGCGUUGGUCGAUGAACUGAAAAGUAAGUCAAAAAAGAGCAGCUCACUAGCUGCAAACGCCAAACACACAGCUCACUAGCUGCAACCACUCACAUGGCACUCUGGCCCAGAGCUCACCUUUCUCUGGGCUUAAAUACCUUUAAUUGCUGAUGUGAGUCAGCCGUACAAAAGAAAAAGUUGGCACCUAAGGCAGGAGAGCUGGUAGGACACACCCACACAGGCAACUUCAGGAGGAGGCCCUGCUAGGGCCGUAACAGUAUGACAUGAGGUUCAGGCUCUGUAAACUUGAAUUACAUAAAGAAAAAUUAUUUCAUAACCAAGAAGUGAAAGAAAAAUACUUCUAUUAGUAAAGAUAUUGUAUGAGAGUAUUGUAAUCGAUAUUAAUGUAUCUAUGAUACAUUAACAAUGCAAAUAUUGGUUUUGCAGUGUUGUUUUAUCAUUUUUUAACCAGUGCAAAAUAAGUGUGAGUCAGGUGGAUAUUAUUAUCCAUUAUACCAUUAUUAUGGUAAUAUUGUUAGUAAUACCUGAGUCAUACCAGACCAAUGUGGUAGAGUAUAAAAGGGUACAGGUUUUGAUUCACCUCUGACCUUACUUUUCCAUCCUCAUCUAGGAUCAUGAGGUCUGGGUAAUGAGAUUUCAGAGACAAUCAGCCACAGGAGGUUUCUCCAUAGAAAGAGUAGAGCCACACAUCUUCUGUAGUUGCAGGGAUUGCCCAAGUCUGGGCAGGAAAAGUUGUGUAUUUUUCCAGCUUGGGAAGACUUUGGGAUCUGCUAGGAAGAGGUGGACAAUGCUGCUAGACUAAAUGUAUCCCUCACAUAUCCUGUUGCCACACUGACCAAACAUUUUCCUCUGCUGUAGAUAAACAGGAUAUACAGUGCUGUGGAAAAUUAUUUGCCCCCUUCAUGGCUUCUUUUUUGUUGUAUAUUUCUCACACUUAUAUUUCAGAUCAACAAACACAUUUUAGUAUCAGAAAAAAGAUAACCUGAAUAAAUACAAAAUACUGUUUUUAAGUUAUUAUUUUAUUUAUUACGGGAAAAAACCCAUCCAAACCUGGUCCUGUGUGGAAACUUAACUGCAGUUUCUCCUGCGCUGGCUUGCAGGGUUAUUAUAUAUAGGGGAAGUUUUUUAAUUUUUUUCCUCCUUCAACCAUGUUAUGAGCAUUGAAGUUGCAGACUUUGUCCACAAGAGGACACUCUGCAGCUGUCCUUUUGGUAACACAUGGAACAGCUGAUCUGAGCGGGGUGAAGUGUAAAACAAAUAAAUAAAUAACUACAAAUAAAUGUUAGGGUAAUCUGUUCAUGUUUUAUACAUCUGAAAGAAAAGAGUACAGGAAGGUAGUACAGAACCUAUAUAGCAUCUAUAUAAAGACAAACUAUAUGAAAACUUUUUAAUUUAAAUCGAAAGCGUUUUUAGCACUGGGUAGUGGACAGACAGUGUUAUUCUGAAGCUGUAGCUCACUGUAAACAUAAAUGCUUAAAAUGAUUAAAUCGAUUACAUAAUAGACAUGCAAAAUCUAUUUGUCAGAGUAUGGUAGUUUUGUCAGAUAUUUGUUCGAUGUUUACUUAAGAUACAAAUUGGGCAUGUGAACAUAAGUUUGGCACAAAUGGAUAUUUAGAAAUGAAAGUCGAGAUAAGAAUUGUACAUUUACAGUCAGGUCCAUCAUUUUAUGAGACAAUUAAAUGACAAAACUGAAACAGAACUAACUAUAUGUCUGCUAUAUGAUUAAACAAAAAAACAUGCUGAUAUUCUGCUGAGAUCACAAAACCCAGAUUUUAUAAAUAAUUUCUCUGGAUUUUGCUCACUUUCUUUUGUACAUUGUAGGUUAAAAUGUCAAAGGCUGUUUUCUGAACUGUAGAAAUUGCAGACAAAAUAAAAUUUGAACCUUUUCCACUGUUUUUGUUAUUAUUAUAUUUAAAAUAAUGUGUUUGUGCAUACAUUCUGUACACCAAUAUAACCUAUGAUAUUUAUAACAAACAAUUCUUCUGAAUAGUGUUCAACAAACUGAAAAAUAUCCCUGUCAGCUAGUAAAUAAGUAUUGAUUUCAGCAUUGUUGGCUCACUGUCAUUAUUCUGUUGUUUUGUAUAACAUUUAUUAUCAAGAAAUUGUGUUUGACCUGUUAGUAUCAUAAUGAUAGCAGGAUUUCAGUGUUCAUAUUUAUUUAUGUUUUAUCCAAAGUAGUCACUUUGUAAUACAGUUACUCACUACAAAAGGAUUGUUGUUUCAAUUCUUGUACUUACCCUGGACUGUGGCCUUCAGGUGGAAAUUGAUAGUGUAACCCUGGCAUAUAAAAAUUAAAAAGUAUUUUGCCCAACAACUUUUUUUUAGUUAGUAAACUUGAAUCAAUUUAAUUGGACAGAAACCAAAAUUUUGCUGAGGACUUUUUGCCACUAAGUCCCCCUGAGGCAACUCCUUUGAUAGAGCAAAGAUCUGUCUUCUUUGAAUGCUGAGGUUGCUCUCUCUUUACUUUCUUUAAAAUUUCUUAAAAAUAUUAAUAUUUGUGUCUUGGAUUUUGUUAUUGUGUUAUAAGUGAAUGAAUGUUAUAAGUUUAAUAAAUAGUCAAUCAUAAAUAAUCAAAAAAUAAAGAAAUGUCAUUUCAAUCA